AAGACACGUCAGUGAAUCCAAGCCUCACGGUUCUCUUUCACCUGUGGGAGUCUGGGACUUGACCUUGAAAUCCAACAUGGCGGAUUCUGGAGCCGGAGACGAGCGUCAAAACUUUGUGCCAAAAGUUGAGCAGUUGCCGUUAAGUGGGAUCAUUCCAGCUAUUGAAGAAGCAAGACGACAAAGACCUCCUUUCGUACCAUCAGUUGGGCUCCCAAAUGUCAUUAGAACUCCACAGGAACUCAUGGUGGAGAGAGUGAUGGAAAAUUGUGCGUUCAAAUCAGUUUUGGCCGGAGUUGUGGGAUAUGGUCUUGGUGCUGUGUUUGGCUUGUUCACAGCUGGAAUGGACUCUUCCAUGCCAAACCCCAUGACUGGUGUCGCUGAUCAGUCUGCCAAGGCAAUCCUCAAAGACAUGAAGUCCCGUGCAGUGUCGUAUGGCAAAAAUUUUGGUGUUGUGGGCCUCAUGUUUUCUGGAACAGAAUGCCUCGUAGAAUCUUUUCGUGGGAAGAGUGACUGGAAAAAUGGAACACUUUCAGGUGGAAUCACUGGAGGGCUUAUUGGGCUCAGAGCUGGUGGAAAAGCAGCUGUCAUGGGUGCACUUGGAUUUGCAGCAUUUUCUACUGCUAUUGAUUACUACCUUAGAUGACCCAAGGAUUCAAAUUGUUGCCUUUCUACUAAAAAUCCAAAUAAUGUGUGGUGGAAGUGCAGAAACAAACAUUCCAUUCUGAAAGUCUUCCAAGUACACUUAUGACAAAUGUAACCACUGAUGGAUCAAGACUUUGAAGGAAGUAGGUGUCGACUUUGGAGAGCAUUUUCUCCAGGGAUAAUUCUCUUCAAACAAUUUUGUACCUUGGUUUUUCUGACAAAAAAGGAAGGGAAGAGGAUACCAGAGACGUUCACUCAGAUCUGGCAUUGCUAAUCAACUGGGACUGCUGUAAAGGGCAGAAAAUGGUAACCAGAUAACUGAUGAAUCUUGGAAGAUUUUGAAGAAAUGUGGAUCAGAUGACACGAGUAAAAAGAUGUUGGAAUGUUGAAGAUAACUUCACCGAAUGAUUCCUUUAUAGUAAUUUGGAGCAGUUUUCUCUUAAGUGUCCAAAGUAAUUCCCAUUCGCUUUGGUCUUGCAUUGCUGCUAUAAACUAUAAAACAUUGCUGCUAUAUGAGUCCCCCAGGGGACUCAUUUUAAAAGGAUGGGGUGCUUGUCGUACUUUUUACGGGUUAAAAAAGCAGUUUUGGUGCCUCUUGGGUGUUCAUCCUCAAAAGGUCCACAU
Molecule: messenger RNA, 1266 nt
Organism: Orbicella faveolata
Lineage: Eukaryota; Metazoa; Cnidaria; Anthozoa; Scleractinia; Merulinidae
Product: mitochondrial import inner membrane translocase subunit Tim22-like
Biological process (GO): protein insertion into mitochondrial inner membrane
Cellular component (GO): TIM22 mitochondrial import inner membrane insertion complex
Molecular function (GO): transmembrane protein transporter activity
Source: RefSeq, a predicted model, not a curated record